AAUAACACACUCACAGUCGCGCGUUACAUUCUUACUAUCUGCAAUAAAUUAGCUGGCUACUUUACUGCAAAAUCAACGGAAGGCCAAGCUAUAAAGUUAUCUGUGACUUUAUUUGUAUUCUUAACCCAUGUAACUAGGUAGCCUACUCAGUGGUAACUCUGGAAGAUCAAAGAAUGAAGUCAGCUCUCUUACGUUUGCAGAAACUCAAACGCGCCCGAUUCUAAAAUGUUUUACUAAUUGCUAUCCUGUUCGCUAACGUAAGAUACUUAGCUAGCCACAGUACUUUUUCUUUAAAUUAAAUCACAUUUCACCGUCGCGUACAUAUGACGUUGCCGAGUUGAAACAUGUGGGGUUGUGUGCUAAUGUAGGUGCGUAGUACAGACAACUGGAAAACACAAUAAACAGCGUCAGGAUUACUUUUUGGUGACAUCGAAACGUUUCAUAUAGUAACCUUUCUAAAACAAACAAAAUGUCUUCGAGUUGUCGUAGACCCGAACACAUGGCACCGCCAGAGGUGUUUUACAACGACGAAGAAGCCAGGAAGUACUCUCAGAACUCGCGUAUGAUUGAGAUCCAGAGUCAGAUGUCUGAAAGAGCAGUGGAGCUGCUGAACUUGCCGGAGGACCAGCCUUGUUUCUUGCUAGACGUGGGGUGUGGCUCAGGGUUGAGUGGAGAUUAUCUGUCUGAGGAGGGACAUUACUGGGUGGGAGUGGACAUCAGCACUGCCAUGUUGGAUGUAGCCCUAGACAGAGAAGUAGACGGAGACCUGCUGUUGGGUGACAUGGGCCAGGGGAUGCCUUUUAGGCCGGGGACCUUUGAUGGCUGUAUAAGUAUUUCUGCGCUGCAGUGGCUGUGUAAUGCUGACAAAAAGUCACACAGUCCCCCUAAGAGGCUCUACACCUUUUUCAGCACACUCUAUUCCUCACUGGCUCGGGGAGCCCGUGCUGUUUUUCAGAUAUAUCCAGAAAACUCUGAACAGCUUGAGCUGAUCACAGCUCAGGCCAUGAAGGCUGGCUUCACUGGCGGCAUGGUGGUGGACUACCCAAACAGCACCAAAGCCAAAAAGUUCUUCCUCUGCCUCUUUGCUGGAGUGUCAGGAGUACUCCCCAAGGGAUUGGGCUCUGAGACAGCGGACAGAGGUGUUUCCAAUCAAGUCCAAUUCACUGGACAGAGGUCUCGCUUCAAAAAUUUGAAGGGGAAAUCGGUGAAAAAGAGUAAGGACUGGAUCCUGGAGAAGAAGGAGAGAAGACGACGACAGGGCCGGGAGGUCCGAGCCGACACAAAGUACACCGGGCGGCAGAGGAAGCCACACUUCUGACCUCCAAAUCAGCCUUGUGUUGCGCUUGGCUGGAUUCACGGACUGCACCUCCAGACGCCUUCUGACAGCAUGCCGAGGCAACACGGUUCCUGACAGAUGCCUCAUGUAAUCCGUGCUGCUGCAGUUGGCCUGGCACAAAAUGAAACGGCUCCUGUAAAAGAACCAGACUUACAAGAGGACUUUGAAGCUACAUUUUCUGCCCAUUGAUCAAAGUGCAGACACGUUGGCUUUUUUCCCUCAGAAGGAAAAGAUGCCUUUAUUAUUGAGGUGAACAAAUGUAUUAAAGUAGCAGGUUGCUCCCUUUGUUUUGAGCUUAGUGUGUUUUGGGUUCUUCACUCUGUGUAAAGGUUGUUUAUUAUAGUGGCAUUAGCAAAGCCAACUGGAGUGAGUCAACAAUGCUGCAUUCAGUGAAUCUUACAUACAUACAUGCAUGUUUACUGUUUAAUUUUAAAGAGACCAGUUUAUGUUUGAGCAUUGUCCAUUUAUUUGUUUAACACAGUUGUCUUCUUAGCUGAGCUAAGAUACAAAAUAGGAUUGUUAAUGCAGUAUAU
Megalops cyprinoides (Indo-Pacific tarpon) is the source of this 1869-nucleotide messenger RNA. It is a transcript of the gene bud23, whose product is annotated as BUD23 rRNA methyltransferase and ribosome maturation factor. Gene Ontology annotation, molecular function: rRNA (guanine) methyltransferase activity. The coding region runs from base 470 to 1318 and encodes 282 amino acids. Gene Ontology annotation, biological process: rRNA (guanine-N7)-methylation. The transcript is spliced from 12 exons. NCBI's taxonomy places the organism in Eukaryota, Metazoa, Chordata, Actinopteri, Elopiformes, Megalopidae. Gene Ontology annotation, cellular component: nucleolus. The record is from RefSeq and is a predicted model, not a curated record.